AUGCGACGACCGCGCCGGAUGACACGCCGAUUGUCGAACAGCGACGCGGAGGAGGAGGAUUCGGACGGAUCAGGGGCGGGGCGGAGUGGGAAGGCGGCGCGGAAGUCGUCUAUCUCGCACAUCCUCACUCCCGACGGCAAAGCCUUCAGGCCGCAUCGCAUCAUUCUGGUGCGACACGGGCAGAGCGAGGGCAAUGUGGACGAGGCGGCAUACACUCGCAUCCCCGACUCCAAGAUCGCGCUCACCCGCAAGGGAUGGGAGCAGGCGGUGGAGAGGGGCAGGAAGCUGCGCGAGCUGAUAGAGGCGGAUGGGGAGGAGGACUUCAAGGUCUACUUCUAUGUCUCGCCCUACACACGCACGCUGCAGACCCUCAGGGGAGUGGGCUUGGCGUUUGAGAGGGAGAGGAUAGCGGGUGUGAGGGAGGAGCCCCGCAUCCGCGAGCAGGACUUUGGCAACUUCCAGGACAGGGAGAAGAUGAGGAGGGAGAAGAAGGUGCGGCUGAGCUACGGGCGCUUCUUCUACCGCUUCCCUGAUGGCGAGUCCGCUGCUGACGUAUAUGAUCGCGUCACAGGCUUCCGGGAGACGCUAAGGGCGGACAUAGAUGUGGGGCGGUUCCAGAGGGAGGAGGCAGCAGCGCGCAACAUGAAUCUGGUGCUGGUGUCACACGGACUCACCCUGCGCGUCUUCCUCAUGCGGUGGUACAAGUGGACUGUGGAGCAGUUCGAGGGGCUUUACAACUUUCCUAAUGCCGGCUGCAUGAUCAUGCAGCUGGGCCCUGGUGGCAGGUACAGCCUGCGCAUGCAUCACAGUCGGGAGGAGCUGAGGGCAUUCGGAAUGACGGAGAGCAUGAUCGACGACCAGGAGUGGCAAAUCACGGCCAAGCCGGGGGAUUUGAACCCGGGCUGGCUGACAUCAGGGGCGGGGUUUUUCGACCAUUUUGAUGAGAACGAGGAGUGCGGCAUUCAGCGCGACUACAUAUUGCCGCCUGGCCUCGCUCUCCCCGCCGCACUCGUUCCGCUUCUCAUCCCCGCGCCGGCCAUGGCGUCGACGGCUUUCCCCUCGCUCUCCUCCACUGUAGCCCCUCCGCCCUCCGCCCUCUGGUCCGCCAACCUCUCCGCACCGUACCCGACGAACGCGCCGUGGCAGAACUUCGUGCUAGGCCAGGGCGGCAGCCCGGAGCUCGUGAGCCCGUACGUCGUGCAAAGCGGCGACGGGCGCGUCGCGUGGGGAAUACCGGUGCGCAACGCGCAGCCGGCAUAUAUCAUCCAGGCGUUUAUCACCAACCUCAUGCUCUCCACGCUGCAAGGCCUUCCGCCGCACCAGGUUUCCGCCUACGACGAUCUCUCCGUUACCCUCUCCUUCCGUCAGCCCUCCGCCGGGCCCUCCGCGCCCCCCGCGCUCGUGGUUCCGCUGGUGCGCGGGUCGCCUUAUUUGACUUUUAUAUUCCCCCAGGGCGGCCCCCCCGCGACGCCCGUGCUCAAGACGAUCCAUGCGAUUCUGAGCGUGCAGGCGAUCGGAGACAGCAAGUACCGCGUCGCGCUCAACAACGGACAGACUUGGCUGGUGUACCUAUCAUCGCCGCUUGCGCUGCGGCAGGACGGGUCGUCGAUCGUGGCGGCCGCGCCGUUCACGGGGACGAUGCGCAUCGCGCUGCUGCCGGGCAACUCCCCGCAGCGCGAGGAGGCGCUCCUGGACGCGCACGUCGCGACGGUGCCGGUGGGCGGGCGCGCGCGGGUGGGCGCGUUCCGCAUCAAGUUGAGCUGGCGCACGCAGCAGUGGCGCAAGCUGGCUCCCGGCGACUCCAAGACGCCGCUGCUCAUGCUGUCGCUGCCAGUGCACCGUCGCCUGCGAGUGUUCGCGCACAACCCCACCCCCGCCACUGCCCUCCGCCGUCAGCGCAGCGUCUCCCCUUCCGAUGACGGCACGGCUGCCAUCCGCGUCUCCGCGCCGGCCGGCCUCUCCUCCACGCGCGCCGAUGGCGGGUGGGGCGCGACGGGGUGGGACUCGGACAGCAGCAGCAGCGGCAGCAGCAGUGACGGUCAAACGGAGUCCUUCCCAACUGCACAGGGCAGUGCAGCAUCAACAGCAGUAUCCAGCGCAAGCGACCCGACUGCGUCGAACCAGGCAGCCAUGGCCUGGACAUCAGCGUCGUCGUCCGCGUCAGGCGCGCCGCAGCAGGAGACGGUGCUGUGGUAUCCCACCAUCGACGGGCGCGCAGUCGGCGUGAAAGGCGCGGUGUGGGAUCUCAAAGUGCCGAAGACGCCCACCACGUGGCACUCUCCCAGCCUCUCGUCCGACCCGCAGUUGACGGACGCGCUUCGGGCGAGUCUGAAGCAGGACGUCGCAGCGCUCCCGCCGCUCACCACGGCCUCGACGUACUUCUUCGGCAAGGCCGCGGCACGCGCGGCGCGCCUCGCGCUGAUCGCGGAGCAGGUGCACGACGACGGCAGCCUCGCCGCGGUGCUGCCGCCGCUGCGCGACGCGCUGACAGCCUGGCUGAACGGAACCUUCCACGGAAACCGCCUGCUGUACGAUCCCACGUGGGGCGGAGUGAUUAGCGAAGCCGGGUCGCGCGAUAAGGGCGCGGAUUUCGGCCUAGGUAUGUACAACGAUCAUCAUUUCCACUACGGCUACUUCGUCUACGCGGCCGCGACCGUCGCGAAAUUCGAUCCGAUGUGGGGUAACCAGUAUCGCGCGCAGCUCGCGGCGCUCGUCGCGGAUUACAUGUCAGUGAACCGAACCGCGGCGUUCCCAAGGCUGAGGCACUUCGACGCGUACGCGCUACACUCGUGGGCGAGCGGGCUGUUCGACUUCGCGGACGGGCGCAACCAGGAGAGCUUCAGCGAAGCCGCGAACGCCUACUACGCCGCGUCGCUCCUCGCGUUCACCUUCGGGGACCUCCCAUUGGCCACGCUCGGCGCCACGCUGGCAGCCGUGGAGGCCGUAGCGGGGCAGACGUUGAUGCAGGUGCCGGUAGCGGGGAGUUCCGCGUCCCCCGCGCCGUCGCUGUCGCCCGCGUACGAGCCCGUAUUCGCGGACGCGAAUCGCAUGUUAGGGAUGGUGUGGUCGACGAAGCGCGACGCGGGGCUGUGGUUCGCGACACCUGCUGAGCUGGACAAGCGGGUGGGCAUCCAGGUGCUGCCCAUCACGCCCUUCCUCGCGCACCUCUUCCCCGAUCGCGCGUACGCGCGCCAGCUGGUGGAGUGGGCGCAGCCGGUGCUGAGCGGGAGCGGAGUGACGGACGAGUGGCGGGGCUUCGCGUGGGCGCUGCAGGCGCUGUAUGAUCCCCAGGGGGCGCGGAGUCGAAUCGGCGCGCUGGGUGCUUUUGAUGACGGCAAUUCCAAAACGAACAUGCUCUGGUGGCUCGCGUCCAACACGCCGUAG
Molecule: messenger RNA, 3384 nt
Organism: Closterium sp. Yama58-4
Lineage: Eukaryota; Viridiplantae; Streptophyta; Zygnematophyceae; Desmidiales; Closteriaceae
Source: the annotation of a GenBank genome assembly